Molecule: messenger RNA, 2025 nt
Organism: Botrytis cinerea B05.10
Lineage: Eukaryota; Fungi; Ascomycota; Leotiomycetes; Helotiales; Sclerotiniaceae
Exons: 2
Coding region: 81-1880 (599 amino acids)
Source: RefSeq, a predicted model, not a curated record
GGGGCUUGCGCUCUGUUCCUUUAAACUAUACAUUCAACAACUAUUACUAUUAUUCCUACUCGAAACUACUAUCACUAAUAAUGUCGCUCGUCCCUGCUAGAUCGCGACCCUCUCGUAAGUCGGGCGAAGCAGAUCUUCGAGCCUCCAUGAAUCGUUCAGAGUCGAUGGGUCCCACUACUUCGCAGUUCGCACCCUCUCAGCCAACAGCCCACAACACGAGGGCAAGUAUCUCGAGCAGUUCAGUCUCCUUGGCAAGCCCACCACCACCCCGAGGUCAUAGAGCAGAAGUCGUUGAUAAUCGUAAUCGGUCGCAAAGCUUACAGGACUGGAUGGAAACCAGAAUCACACAGAUUAUCCGAACCAUUCGAGACACCGUCUCAAUCCCGCAACAAGUACAAGAAAAUAUCGGUGCUGAACUUCAAAAGUUUUUAGUCGAUUUCGCGGCCCAACAAGUUUUCGUCACUCAAAGCGUCGAAUUUUAUCAGACCAAGCUCAGAGACCUUGAGUCUCAGCUUCAGGAAGCCUACAGUGAGUCCGGAGACGAUUCUGGCGAACCAAGCAAACGCGAAUUACUUGCCAUUAUCGCCUCACAACGCGAGGAAUUACAGUUGAAGGAAAAUCAACUUAACGGAAAGAGAAUCCUUUGGCUUGCCUCCCACCCACCUGCCUCCCAGCAGAGAGGUGACCCAAAUCCGCUUAAUCUUCCGAGUCUCAACGGGCGAUCACAAUCGCAACUCCGAUUGGAAGCCCCUCCAUCGUCCUACAACAACUCGCAUUCCGGCUACCGUGGCAAUGGUCCAACAUCCAUGACUCGUCUCUCAAGAGCUUCGCUAGCCGCAAUGGAAAGUGCCGCUGUCGGAGGCCAAGUGUCUCCAACACAAGAGGAAUACAAUCGCGUCAAAGCAUCUGUAUCCGUGGCAGUCCCUGAUAGUGCUUUGGAGAAUGUCCAGUCCAUCUCAAACUUAAGAAACAAUCUCAACAGCGAGACCGAAACUGUUGUCGAUCAUCGUCGCUCACAACUUCCACUCGUUCCGUACAGGGAACUACCUGCGCAUGUUCCGACCGUUCACGAGAUCAGUGUCGCCUUUGCAAAAGAUUUCAGUGACAUUUUCGCAUUGGCCGAAGGAUGGGCUCGCUCAUAUUGUUGCAUUCCUAACAUUCAAGAAGAUCGCGCAAUUGCUAGCUCGAAUCAAGCUCUUUGGAAUUACAUGACGAAGCUCACCUACAAUGAUCCUCAGAGUGCGCAUAGCCAUGUAAUGGCUCUUUUGAGCAGCGAAAACACUCGAUUCUGGUUUGUUAUGAGAAUGGCAAUGAGUUACUGUUUUGACAAUAUCAUGACUCUUAAGACAUUCGAGCAAUACAAUGAUACUGUUGCUGCACACCUUGCCAAAAUUAGCCAGCAACUUACAGCUAGACCAACGGCUUCUGCAGAAAAACGCCAAAAACUUGUCGCCGAGCAAUCUGCGGUUGUCAAGUCCGUCAUCAACGCUCCCGAAUUUGCGAGAUUUCGAAAUGAUUCACUCACAAACCACACUAAGCAUCUUCGAGACAUUCUAGGACCUCUUAUGAAUGAGGGAACCUCUAAGUCAAAGGCCGGUACUGAUCUUGGCGCAAUCAUUAUUGCUUCCAUGGAUCUCUGUUGCAGAAUGUGGACAGCAAAGUUGAGCUUCCAAGUCAUCUUUCCCGAACUUCUCGGCAACAAGUUCACAGCUGGCACGAUGAUCGCCAAGGACCAUCCAAGAGACAACCCAUACCAGCUCCAAACAAAACAGAAGCGUCUCAAGCUCGUUAUGACUCCAUCCAUUACAAUGCGCGAUGAUAACUCUAUUACCAUUAUCGCAAAGAGCUUGCACAAGGCAAGUGUGCUCCUCAUGACUUAAAUGGUCUUCGUACAGUACCACGCACAAAUUUCUCGCAAAUAGAUCGUCAUCAUUUUCAACUUCCGUCGUUUUGGUCCGAAUUGAUGAGCCACUGUCAACAUCAUCUAUUUAGAGUAUUUUAAUCAGCGUACGAUACUACCCCUCA